This is a messenger RNA of Bicyclus anynana (squinting bush brown), 2780 nucleotides long. RefSeq lists its product as uncharacterized. NCBI's taxonomy places the organism in Eukaryota, Metazoa, Arthropoda, Insecta, Lepidoptera, Nymphalidae. Bases 293 to 1021 code for a protein of 242 amino acids. The record is from RefSeq and is a predicted model, not a curated record. The transcript is spliced from 7 exons.
GUAGUCUGUGUCAUUGUCUGUGGUUUUACGUUUUUCGCACAUUUAUUUUUGCAAUUUCCUUCGCCCGUAAUAAAAUACAGCAAAAUAAAUUUUCGCUACCAAAAUUCAAUUUAUUUCUAGUUAGUUGUGUUACUAUAUAAAAGGCGCACUUACAAUAGUAACGAUGCUGUCCUAACUCCUAAUUAUUAUCAUAUAAUAGUCAAGAACAAUAGUGUUAAAAGAAAACAUAUUUCUAUGGAGAUUUAAUGUAAUUCCUGUGUUUAAAAUUGGCUAAAAACGUUUAUUGUGUAAAAUGCAGGGCAGUAGUGACUCACUGUCUGUCAUGACACCAAAUAUGGGUGGCUCGCCUGCUGUUUUACUUACUCCUGGCCGUACAAGGAACAUAGCCCAGGAUAUGGAAGCUUUACGGCUCUCAAGACAAGAUAAUCCAUAUUUACAGCAAGUAAUGGCCAGCAGGGAAAGUUUGAUAGACAGUCACGCUGAAGAAUGUGAAUCUGAUGAUACAAUACUAAUGUCGCAGGAAUUUGGCAGCACAGCCUUGAGUUUUGUGGAAGAUGACCCUAUGACUCUCAAAGAAGUUCACGAGCAUCUUAUCAGAUCACCUCCACCAACCAGUUGUUGGCCGCAUGACUCACUGUCGUUUCGUGCGUCCAGCGCUUUCGACUUCACGACCGACGCGCCGGUCUCCUAUAGCGCUUACUCGGUCAAUUCGCAGGAAAAGGAAUUACUUCCGAACCGGUCUCCACGACGUGGUAUAAGGAAUGAGGAGAACAAAAAUAACAACACUCCAAGCAGACCCAGGUCUUCCAGAUCCGUGUCGCCGAGGUCACAUGACUUGAGCUUAUGUGGACGGCCAUUGUCUUUACCGGGUGAGAGUCAUUUACGCACAGCUCUGAGUAAAAAGCCGAGCGUACAACAGACAGAAAGAUUUUCCAUAUUACAACACCCACGACCUCUAAGAAGACCUCACACCAGCCGACGCGAUGAGGACAGUGUCAAAUUGGUGCAAGACUACAAAUAACAGACUCCAUAGAGAGUCCCUUGAUAAAUUUCCAUAAAAAUCAUGAUUGAAAGUAGAAUACUUGUCAUGGAAAAGUACCAUAAUAAUUGCGAGUAGAAUUUCUGACAUGGAUUUUGCUACUAAGUAAAAUCUGACGUCUAACUCCGUUAAAUUGGUACAGAUCUCAUUUUUAAGGAAAAAGAAUGCUUGCCAUGAUAUAUUUGCCAGUAAUAUAAUAUUAGGUCAUAAUAUAGUAGGAUUUGUGUCAUGGCAAGUAUUCUAGACGUAAAAUAAUAUGUCAUAAUAGAAUACUUGUCACCAAGUAGAAUUGUUGCAGUAGAAUUCUUGUCAUGAGUCAUUUCCCUUUUUGUCUUGAAAUACUUGCAAAUAAAAUUAAGCCUUAAUAGCUUUGCAGUUUAGGAGCCAUGCCAUAAAGGUCUUGGGUUUGAUCCCUGCCCAAUUACCCAUUGGACUGUAGUCAUGCCCUACCUGACUAUAGGCUUUACCUGGCUUUUUGCGUAGUCAGAAAGGGAUUAUUGGUUAUGUUGAAAAAUAACAUUUUAAAAAUAAAUUAUGAAUAUUUUGGAUUGAUGAUUCAAUAUUGUGUUAGGUACUAAUGUAAGUUUUGUCUUGUUUUAAUAUAAUUGCUAACUCUUGCUUUAGUAUCAGUGCAAGUAGAAUUAUUGACGUAUUCAAAUACUUGCAAGUAAAAAAAAAACAUACAUACAGCCGAACGUAGAACCUCCUCCUUUUUGGAAGUCGGUUAAAAACAGUUGACAACUUGGUGCAAUUUAUAUUGUUAAAAUGUCUGGCCGCUCAGAAAUUGCGUUUCUGACAGGACGUGAUCGAGGCGAUGUAACGAACUGGCGUACAAGGUUGUUGAACUGCGCUGUUUCAAGGUUAUGCCAACUGUUUGUCUUGGUAGUUAUGACACAAAAAACGAGGCAAUUGUAAUUGAAUGUUUGUCCCAUUCGAUCACGAGCUGUCAGAAACGCAAUUGCUGAGCGGCUGGCUAAUAAUAUUGUGUUGUAAUAAUUACUUUUGUUACUUUUACUAUUACUUUUAUUUGUUGUUAUUUAUGUCGUGCAAUUAUAAAAAUACUAUACUAUGGCCUUUCUUGAUGAAUACUGUUUACCAACAAACAAUUUAAAAAUGAGGGUAUAAAUCACUAGUCAUUUCACACCUUAUAAUAAUUAUAAAUAACUUGUUCUUAAAUUAAUGAAAAUAAAUUUGAUUAAUAAGCUUAGAACAAUUAGAUAUGGUUAAUAUAUAUUGUAUAACAUUUUAUAAACAAACAAUACCUAAUUUAAAAUAAAUAAGCUAUGAAAUGACAUGCGUUUUCUACCCUCAUUUCUAAUUUGUUUGUUGGUGAACAGUACUCAUCAAGAAAGGCUGAAGUAUAGUUUUAAUAGCUUGCUUAUUGUUUUAUAUCUACUUUGUUUUUGUUAACUACAUGAUUAUGUUCCUCUUUUACAUUCCUGCCUCUAUAGCCAAGUGUCACGUCGAUUCUCUUUCUACGAUCGCAAACGCUUCGAAAACUAGAAAAAUGUAUGCGAAUGAUUUCGUACAUUUGAUAUCAACAGGUCACGUGAUCAAGAUCUGUCAUUCCCAUACAUUUUUCUAGUUUUCGAAGCGUUAGCGAUCGUAGAAAGAGAAUCGACGAACCACUUUGUUAUAGGAGCUUUAGUCUUAAUGGCACAAAAUUAGCCAUAGACAAUUUGCAUGCAAAUAUUAUAAAGAAAAAUACAGUCGUGUGUAAUAUAAGUAAAAAAAAAAACAA